Molecule: messenger RNA, 2227 nt
Organism: Mizuhopecten yessoensis (Yesso scallop)
Lineage: Eukaryota; Metazoa; Mollusca; Bivalvia; Pectinida; Pectinidae
Exons: 4
Coding region: 208-1953 (581 amino acids)
Biological process (GO): transmembrane transport
Source: RefSeq, a predicted model, not a curated record
UUUCGAAUAGACCAGGCCUGGCUCAACAGUCCAAUGUCCACUUCAUAACGGAGGAGUCAGCAAAAGAUACUGUACCAGUGUACAUAUGUAUAUACUGUGCAGUAAGAUUCGAUAUACAGGACACAUUUGACGUGCUUCGUCAGCUCCGUGUUACUUUAGUGUAGUGAUUGGAAGCCAUACUUACACGCAGUGAAGACCACCAGCGGCAUGUGUGGGGGGAGAAAUACAGAGAGAAGAUGCUGCCGUCUGUAUGCCAAACUCAAGCAGAAACAACCGUAUCGAGAGAAGGUCACCACAUCGCUCGCUGUUUAUGGCAUUUUUGCUGUGAUUGGAGGGAUCAAAGGUCAGAUCGGCCCUGCGUUCAUUGACCUGCAGAGUAUUUGUGACGUGGGUCUGGAGGAGGGAGCGUGGAUAGUGACGAGUUUGUACAUUGGCUACACGUUGGGUGCCCUGGCCAACGGCUUCCUCUACAAUCGUUGUAACGGGAAUCUUCUGUUCUCUGUCAGUGCUGUGUGUCUUACCGUCAUUGUGGCUGCCAUCCCUUGGUGCACGCACUACAGUCUUAUGGUAGCUAGUCACACCGGUAUGGGUCUGGUGGUCGGACUCAUAGACGCAGCUGGAAAUGCAGAAAUCAUUCGACUUUGGAAAACGAAAAGUAAAACUGUUCUGGUGGGUCUACACGUGAUAUUUAAUCUAGGUGGUGUCAUUUCACCCCUAAUCAUCGCUCCGUUCCUGAUGGGAAACGCUGACCAAAGUGAGGACAUCACUACAGAUUUACCGGAUCAGAUCGCCAUAUCUACAAUAGAUAGGAUGAACAACUCUUUACGACAUUCAACAAACUUUCAUCAACGAACUUCAGCUAACAAUACAUCAGAAAAUUACGAAUCCGAAAAUGUGUCUAGAAUAUACAUAGCCUACUCCAUCUCCUCCGUAUUCUGUGUAUUACACACGCUGUGGUUUAUAUUUCUGUAUUUUACCAAAAAGGGAAAUAAAAGGAGCAAUGAUGAUUCACAAAUGACAAUGGAACAUUCUAACGACCCCACACAAAUGACAAUAGAACAUUCUAACUACCCCACACAAAUGACAAAAGAACAUUCUAACGACCCCACACAAAUGACAAUAGAACAUUCUAACGACCCCACACAUUUAAACGAGAAGGUCAAUGGGCAUUCAAGUGGACAGGGGUAUACAAAUAAUCAGGAACAUUCAAACGUACUAGAACCUUCCAAUGGAACAGUAAACGAUUAUUCAAAAGUAGGAGCUGCACGUCCUUCCCAGAAAGUUAAAGACACGUCUGGAGGACAUAUCCCCAGGGAACUUCAGUUCCUUGGACUCGUUUUCAUGGUUAUAAUGGCGGCUAUAAGCAAUGCCAUCGAUUUUUCAUUUUCCACGUACUUAUCUUCAUUUUGUGUAGAAUUUCUUCACUGGAGUAAGGCCAGUGGAUCUAUGAUAACAUCGCUACUGUUUAUUAUGGUAGUAUUAGGGGGAACAUUGAGUAUGUUUUUAACCAAAUGUAUAAACAGCGUAAUAUAUAUAGGUUUACAGAUGAUUCUUAUACUCGUUUCCUUAAUAUUGCUUUUAUUGAGCAUCAAUUUUCAUUUGACUGUCGGUGUAUGGCUAUCAGCGCCUCUGCUGGGAUUUGCCAAGUCGGCCAUUUUUCCUUUGAUCAUUUCCUGGACCAAUAAGACAUUUAUACGUGUGUCUGGUCGGAUAUCGUCUGCUUUCUUUGUAGGAGCUAUGGGUGGAAGUUCUAUAAACCUGUUCAUGCUGGCUUCCGUAAUGGAGAGUACGGGUAAAAUCUGGUUUUGUUAUGUCCUUAUUGUAGAAAGCAUUUUGCUUAUUUUGUUCUUUAUAACCACUGUGAUACUCUCACAAUACGUCAAACAUUGGAAACGAAAACAAGCAGCCAAAGCGAAUGAAAAUGAGAGUACAUAUACAUUUACAGACGGUUAGGACAAAGUCAUACAUAAUAUUCUUAAAGGCGGGUAUCGAGCCAGGAUUUGUCGAUAUUUUAUUCAUGAAUUGUUCUGAAGUUCGUUUAAGUAUUGGGAUAAUUAAUUGCAUUAUACUACCUUCGUGUGAACAGUAACAUCUGAUAGACAGUAUUGUAGUUCUUCUAAGAACAAAACGAAUCUUUAUAAUAGUUCCAGACCAGCGUUAUGUACCAAUCGUUGUUUAUGAUAUAUCGGUGCCAUUUUGAUAUUGACAAAUAAUAAUGUUGUAUGUG